Molecule: messenger RNA, 327 nt
Organism: Emiliania huxleyi CCMP1516
Lineage: Eukaryota; Haptophyta; Isochrysidales; Noelaerhabdaceae
Exons: 3
Coding region: 1-327 (108 amino acids)
Source: RefSeq, a predicted model, not a curated record
AUGCGGGCGUUUUUCUUUCGCGAUCACAGCUCGCUUAGUGCUCCAAGCCUCGUCAUCUCGACGCCGCUUCCGCUGUCGCGGCGCUGCGAGCUGCGGCUGCCGGCCAUGUGCGACGCUGGCGAGGACGCCCCGGCGGCGGAGGAGGAGCCGCCCGCUGCGUCGGUGCUGGACGACCUCUCGGGCGUGCCGGCCGAGGUUCUGGAGACGGUCAAGGGGCUCACUCUGCUCGAGGCGGCGGCCUUGAUCAAGGAGGUGGACGCCACGUUCAAGGUGGGAGACUACAAGGAGGAGGACGAGGAGGCGGCGGAGCCCGUGGCGGCCGAAUAG